UCUGAUUUGCGUGUGUUUUAAAUCAGUGUGCCGAACUCCUCUCCUAUGAUGGCGGAGAAGUCACAUGGAUCUGACAGCCCUCAAGGAAGCCAAGAAAAGAGCAGGAGAGACAUCCUGAGGUCCACCAAGAGCGUGUGGGCCCCCCUGGACGAGCGGCUGCCUCCAGGCUCUGAGGAGGAAAGCCUGUGUCUCCCCAUCCCCAUGCUGGAAGAUGCCAAACAGGAAAGUAUUCAGCAGUGGCUGGACUCUGGAUUCUUUGUAAAUGAAAACUUUCAGCAAGUCAGUGACCAAGCUGCCUUUUUGCAUGAGCGAGGAAUGGUUCAAAUGACCGUGAAAGACUACAUGAGAUCCCUGCACCAGUGUUCAGAAACUCCUACCCUAUCCAGAGGGACCAGUUUCAACUCCUGCCACUCUGCCACAGGCAGACCACAGAGUAUUCCUGAGUGGCUGGAAUUUUGGGAAAAUGAUCCAGUGGAGUUUCUCUUGGAUCUGGGGUUUGGAGCUGACGGGCCAGACAUCUGCACACAGAUCCCAGCCAGAUUCCUGGGCUGUGGCUCCGCAGCCAGAGGAAUCGAUAUCCGUGUAUUUCUUGAAGCUCAAAAGCAGCGCAUGGACAUUGAGAACCCUGACUUGUACGGCCGUUUCCGACAGCUGGAAAUCCUGGACCAUGUGGCCACUGCCUUCUCAUCUUUACUGAAUGAUGUUAGCAUCCUGCAGAACAAAGCCGUAGAGAAAGAUGGAGGGGAAAGUGUGCAAAGAACCUCAGUGAGUGGAGCCAAAGAGAAUCAGAGGAGAGUGGGUGAACUUUUCAGGAGCACUUCAAAGCAGAACAUCAGAAGGGACGGUGUUUCGGAAGCAGCAGAGUCGUUGAAGACGAGGGAAGAAUUUUCCAUCACCUCUGCAAAACCAGGGGGGUGUGGAGAAGAGUUCCCAGCUAGGACAGACAACCAUGACCAAAGUCAUUUGUAUUCUUCAGCAGAGCAUUCAUCUCUCCAAGCCUGUGAUGACUUGAUACCUUGUCAUCUUCCCCAAGUUCCCCUGAAAAAGCAGUGGCCUUACUCAGCCGUGCUAGCCAAGCAGGCUCCACCUUCCUGUGUGUCUGAGGGGUCAGUCAAGGACAGAGCUCAAAAAGAAAACUCGAUUCAGACUAACAAGCUCAAGAGCUUGCCUCAUCUUGUGAGCAAAGCACCAGACUCCUUUGAAAUGGAAGAGGUCCAGAGCUUUGAAGAAGAGAUUGGUAAUCCUCUUGACCUGAGUUCAGGAACUGUAGGUGCCACGGUGAACAGAGCCAACAGCUGCCAGUCCGACAGCAGUGGAUUUCUGGAGGAGCCACCAGAACCUCCGCCCCCGCAGCCACCUUCCUGGCCAGGCAGCCAGGGUCCCGCUGAGAAUGGAUGUCCAAAGCCAAGGGGUCACAGCCAGCACUUAGUGUCAUCCCAGGACCGCCAGCAAGAGUCGGACAAGCUUAAUUCCAAGAUUGUUGUGAGCACAGCUUUUUCAAGUCAAGACUGGAGUGUCUUGGAAGAAAAGGCUUCAACAUCUGUGGUGGAGAAAGAGUCUCAGUUUGAGGCCAUGGAGGGACCACCAGAACUGUUGACCCCAGACACAGCCACCAUUGGGGGAGAACAGCCAAGGAGAGAUGGCCGUCCGAGGCCGCAGCUGCCUGGGCCCCAAACGGAACAUGAGGCCAGUGUAGGCAUGGUUACCUCCAAAGAGGAUCGUCUAUUCAGGUUUAUAAUGACUUGUAGCACAGAAGUGAAAGAUGGGUUUGUGAGGCCUGAGGGAGUUGGCGAAAGGUAUGUGCAAAGCCACCACUGUGAGUCUCUAAGAUCACCUGGAACUGAUCAUGUUCAAGGCCAGCUCCUUCCUGUUGACCCUGAGGCCCCAGGAGAAGCUGAACACAAUAAACUCUGUCCUGACAUCAACGACACCUUACCAACGUGGGAAGGUUUACCAUGGCGUGUCCCCGAGCCCGGUAAAAUCACACCCCAUACAGUUGACCUUAUUCAAGCAUCCGACAAGUCCAUCCCCCACCUAGAUGAGCCGUCCGGAGUUACUACUCCCCAAGAGAAGCCGAGGUGCAGUGUUCUUAGUCAAACACCACCCGGGGCAGAAUCUGAAAUGGGAGACCUUCCUCCAAAUGCUGACGUGAACACUGUCAGCUCCAAGUCAGUGACAGUCCAGAUGUCCCCCAAUCUGGCAUUGGCUGCUCAGAAUGCUGUGACUUUGGGGGCUGAUUCUAGAAGAACAACUUUCAAAUGCACUGUGUAUGACCCUGUCACCACAACAGAACCAGGACUGUUGCAAGAAGCAAGACAGCUCACCGAUGUUUCUGCUCAGAUUUAUAAAUAUGAGCCCAGGUCCUGGCAUCACCAUUCAGCUCCAAGUAACAGGGAGCAGCCCCUCACCAAAUCUGUCUCUCUGGACACAGGCUUCCCUAGAAUCUACCCCGUGGACAGCUGCCACGCCGUACCCACCCACUGCUGCCACUGUUAUCAUGACCACCCCCACUGCCACUCAGAGAGACAGAGCCCCAGCCCUGUGCCUUCAGCCCAUAGGCAUUGCCUAUGCUCACACAGUCAUCUGGAAGCCCAGUUCAUGAAGGCUUUGAAAGUCCUUCAGGACACUACAUUGAGGGAGCUGUGCUCUUGCUCAGUCCACGAGAUGGAGGCAAUGAAGACGCUAUGCCAGAGUUUCCGGGAGCAUUUAGAGGAAAUUGAGCCACCUCUUAUAGGACAGCAGGCACUCUUUUCCAGGGACGUGUCAGAAGAGGAAAGGAAGGAGGCCGAGCAACUGCAAAGUUUACGCGAGGCCCUGCGGCAGCAGGUGGAGGAGCUAGAGUUUCAGCUGGGAGACCGGGCUCACCAAAUCCGAGAAGGGGCGCGAUUGCAGCUUGAGCUUCUCACAGGAGAACUAUCUGAACACUGUACGAAUCUGCGUCAAUAUGACUGGUCAGAAGAAAAGAGUGGCCAGACUUCCUGCGCUAACAUCCGCCCAGUCAUGGUGCCUGGGGCUGCCUUUCCUCCCGAUGAUGGCCAGCAGGCGCCUUGCUCAGGUACAACCCAUCUGGCUGCCUUUACUCCGCCCGUCUUGGAGAGCAGCACCAGGAUGUCUCCUCCAGCUCAGGGAGAGUUAGGUCCUGCUCCUUUGACAAAUUGUCUUAUUGGAGAGAAGCAUACAAAUGUCUUCCACUAG
Pteropus alecto (black flying fox) is the source of this 3195-nucleotide messenger RNA. RefSeq names its product coiled-coil domain containing 129 (gene ITPRID1). The transcript is spliced from 13 exons. The record is from RefSeq and is a predicted model, not a curated record. The coding region runs from base 46 to 3195 and encodes 1049 amino acids. NCBI's taxonomy places the organism in Eukaryota, Metazoa, Chordata, Mammalia, Chiroptera, Pteropodidae. Gene Ontology annotation, molecular function: signaling receptor binding.